AGGUUAAAAUAUGUUGUUUUCUGUAUCAUCUUUAUUAAGAAGCAUCUUAAUAUUAAAUAUUUUAGCCCAUGCAAGUGCUAGCUCACAAAGCAAAAGUAUGAUGGAUGGGUUGAGAAGCCUACUCUCUGUUGUGCACUGGAGAAGUAUUCCACCGUGGAGUUUAAUCAACAGAAAUAGAAACCCCAAAUCUUUUGAUCUUCCCAUUAGCCGGAGUUUUAAUGGAUUCCAGCUUGAAGAUGUUAAACAUAAUGGCAAUAGGUCAAACUACAAUAGCAGUCCACAUGAAGAAAGUAACAGGUCAAAUUACAAUAAUAACCAGCAAGUAGAAAGUAAUUGGCAAAACUACAAUAACAGUCCACAUGAAGGAAGUAAUAAGCCAGACUACAAUAAUAACCAGCAUGAAGGAAGGCCAAACUACAGUAAUAGACCACAUGAAGGAAUUAAUAAGCCAAACUACAAUAAUAACCAACAUGAAGGAAGUAAUAGGCCAAACUACAAUAACAGUCAGCAAGUAAAAAGUAAUUGGCCAAACUUCAAUAAUAACCAGCAUGAGGGAAGUAAUAGGCCAAACUUCAAUAAUAACCAACAUGAAGAAAGUAAUAGGCCUAACUUCAAUAAUAGACCACAUGAAGGAAGUAAUAGACCAAACUACAAUAAUAACCAGCAUGAGGGAAGUAAUAGGCCAAACUUCAAUAAUAACCAACAUGAAGAAAGUAAUAGGCCUAACUUCAAUAAUAGACCACAUGAAGGAAGUAAUAGACCAAACUACAAUAAUAACCAGCAUGAGGGAAGUAAUAGACCAAACUACAAUAAUACACCACAUGAAGGAAGUAAUAGACCAAACUACAAUAACAACCAGCAUGAGGGAAGUAAUAGACCAAACUACAAUAAUAGACCACAUGAAGGAAGUAAUAGACCAAACUACAAUAAUGACGUAGAUAAUAAACCAUGCUACUCUGAACCCUGUUGUAACUGUAAUGGAGAAGCAUGGUUACCUUUAUCAACAACAUCAAGACCAGCAAUAGGUUCUUCGACCAGGUCUACAUCAGCUCCUUCUACCAUAUCAUCAUUAUCAUCAACUCCUUUUACAGGUUCAAUGACAACUGCUUCUAUGAAUACAACAUUAUCAACUCCUUCCACAGAAUCAACUACAUCUUCUCCAACUGCUGCAGAUCAAUGCCAGUAUGAAAUCACAGCAAAGCAGUUCACUAUCUCAGCCCCAACGAAUGCCUUGUGUGAAUACCUAAUACUUCCAGGAUCUGGAGUAUGUGAAGUUGAACUAGAGAUUGAAUUUAUCCCAAAAAACCGUGCUGACUGCUGGCAGGAGUUGGUGGAUAUAGAAAACUAUUUAUUCUGUGGCGAAGAACCGAAAACAAAACUGAGUUUAAGCCUACCCCUGGAUAAGUAUUGGAAUAUCAAGUACUCAAGAGAAUCUGGUUUUCAAGGGUUCAGAAAUAUUCAAGGAACUCAGAUACUUUGCGCAGACGCAGGGUACACUGAAGAUCCAGAUUUUAGAACAUUGCGACCAACAACCAUUGACACAACAACAGAGUUCUUAACUUCAACAACUACCACAACUUCAACUACUGGUACUUUAACAACCACAACAACACCUACUAGUACUUUAACUAUCACAACUGGAGUUUCAAGUACAACUUCUACUUCUGAUGAUUAUUUGUAUGACUAUGAAAAUGUUCCUACGCCUGCAAGAUUUUAACUGUUUUUGUAAAAAGAAAUAUUGAACACUUUUAGAUUUCGAAUCAUAUAUUACGGAUAAACUUACAAUUUCAACAAUAAAUGUUACAGAAGAUGUUUUCUAAAAAUAAAUUUUGAUCGGUGUAUCUGUCCAUAAG
Messenger RNA from Eurytemora carolleeae, 1853 nucleotides. RefSeq names its product integumentary mucin C.1. The coding region runs from base 11 to 1717 and encodes 568 amino acids. NCBI's taxonomy places the organism in Eukaryota, Metazoa, Arthropoda, Copepoda, Calanoida, Temoridae. The record is from RefSeq and is a predicted model, not a curated record. The transcript is spliced from 6 exons.